AUGAGACUGAAGAGAAGAGUCCAGCAGACAUCUGGAAAUGUGGUUGGGAGAGAGGACGGAGCUGAGAUAAGCACCUGGGAGGCAGCCACAGCGAGGCCCCAAAUCCUUUGUGCUACAAGCACCGUUGGCUUAAUUAGUUCUGGUGGGGGCAUCAUCAUUAACUGCAAGCUAAUUGCGUUAGUGGGCUCAUACUACAGUGGUUCCAGAGAUUUGGGUUUUGGUAAACAGGGCAUUUCCAUGGUGUUUAUGGAAAGACGCCUGGGCAAGUGGCCUGACAAGGACAAUCUGCACCACAGAGCCUUUGACCGCUGCAGCCAGGACCUCCGACCCGCUGACCCCUGGUUUCUGAUUGCCUUUGCCACCUCCCUGCUUCAUUCCGCCACCCCGGACCCACUGCAGAAUGAGGACCUUUCAUUGGCCCCCAAGGACAGCCGCAGCUGGUGUUUGCUGCCUCCCGAGCAGCAUUAUCUAAGCCCAGUCAUUCUGUUGUUUUUAGGAAAUGAUCUGCUCGAAGAUUCCCCUUAUGAACCAGUUAACAGCAGAUUGUCUGAUAUAUUCCGGGUGGUCCCAUUCAUACCAGAUAUUUUCCAGCAAGUGGAGCACGUUCCCAAAGGGAACAACUGCCUGGACGCCGCCAAGGCCUGUAACCUCGACGACACCUGUAAGAAGUACAGGUCCGCGUACAUCACCCCGUGCACCACCAGCAUGUCCAACGAGGUCUGCAACCGGCGCAAGUGCCACAAGGCCCUGCGGCAGUUCUUCGACAAGGUUCCGGCCAAGCACAGCUACGGAAUGCUCUUCUGCUCCUGCCGGGACAUCGCGUGCACGGAGCGGAGGCGGCAGACCAUCGUGCCCGUGUGCUCCUACGAGGAGAGGGAGAAACCCAACUGCCUGACUUUGCAGGACUCGUGCAAGACGAAUUACAUCUGCAGAUCUCGCCUUGCGGAUUUUUUUACCAACUGCCAACCGGAGUCAAGGUCUGCCAGCAGCUGCCUAAAGGAAAACUAUGCUGACUGCCUCCUCGCCUACUCAGGGCUUAUUGGUACAGUCAUGACCCCCAACUACAUAGACUCCAGUAGCCUCAGCGUGGCCCCAUGGUGUGACUGCAACAACAGUGGGAAUGAUCUGGAAGAGUGCUUCAAAUUUUUGAACUUCUUCAAGGACAAUACAUGUCUCAAAAAUGCAAUUCAAGCCUUUGGCAAUGGCUCCGAUGUGACCGUGUGGCAGCCAGCCCUCCCAGUUCAGACCACCACUGCCACCACCACCACAGCCUUCCGGGUCAAGAACAAGCCCCUGGGGCCUGCAGGGUCGGAGAAUGAGAUCCCCACUCAUGUUUUACCACCUUGUGCAAAUCUGCAGGCACAGAAGCUGAAAUCCAAUGUAUCGGGCAGCACGCACCUCUGUCUUUCUGAUCGUGAUUACGAAAAGAACGGCCUUGCUGGUGCUUCCAGCCACAUAACCACAAAAUCAAUGGCUGCUCCUCCAACGUGUGGUCUGAGCCCGCUUCUGGUUCUGGUGGUAACCGCCCUGUCCACCUUUUUGUCUUUAUCUUUGGCAGAAACAUCGUAG
Molecule: messenger RNA, 1569 nt
Organism: Puma concolor (puma)
Lineage: Eukaryota; Metazoa; Chordata; Mammalia; Carnivora; Felidae
Source: RefSeq, a predicted model, not a curated record